AUGUCAAACCUCGCUGUAAUACCACGGACGCUCCGGCACUACCGCAGUUCACCACUCAUCGCAGCACGGCCCGGAGCCGUCCUGGCAGCACGUCGAUUCCCGCAGCAGCAACACAGAUGGCUGGCCUCUAAUACUGGCGCUGCUGCAGGAGGAGGGAGCGACUACCAGCUCGGCCCCGCAAACACCGUACAGCCGCAGCCCGGCACCCAAGUUGUUGGUGCCAUUAAUGAGAGUGGUAGAGGUGGAAGUGGGAGCGGCGGUGGUGAUGGUGGUGGUGGUGGGAAUGGUGGGAGUGGUGGGAGUGGUGGGAGUGGGAGCGGCGGACAGAAACGUAAAGGGCAUGAUUGGAGCGGUACGGCGUGGAAGGUCUUUGAGGCCGCGGCAACCACGGGAAUGAGUCUGGGUGUUUUGGGACUCGCGGGAUACGGCUACCACAGGUACUACAAGAGCAUCGUGCUCCAGAAGAUUGACAACGCGUUCAACCUGGGCGAUGACCCGGCGCUGAGUAUGGCAACGGCGUGCGCGGACAAGGAUGAUGAGCAACCUUGGAUCGUGCUCCCGCAGCAGAAAAAGAUCAACAGAAUCAUAGCCGGUGACCCACGUGGACGCUACUACCUCCUCGUCGGAGAAAAGGGGACCGGGAAAACAUCCAUGCUCCUCGCAGCCAUGCACAAAGUCGAGGGUGAUUCCUGCUCCAUGAUGGAAGCCCACGCCGACCCCGAAAUCUUCCGUCUGCGCCUCGGAAAGGCCCUCGAUUUCGAAUUCCACGAGGACUACAUCGGCUCCCUCUUCUCCAUCCGUGGGCCCCGCGACACCACCGCUCUCCUCGACAUUGAGCGCGCGCUCAACAAGCUCGAGAAGGUGGCCCUCAACCGGCGCAAGACUGAGGGUGGAAAGCCAAAGCCUCUGGUCAUGAUCAUAAACAGCAUGCAUCUGCUGCGCAACGACGAGAACGGGCGCGACUUGCUGGAGCUCCUGCAGCAGAAGGCGGAGGCAUGGGCGGCGAGUCAGUUGGUCACGAUGAUAUUGAACAGUGAUGAUUACUGGGUGUAUGAGAGGCUGAAGCAGUACGGGUCGCGGAUGGAACUGAUCUCGGUCAAGGAUCUACCGAGAUCGCAGGCGAUCGCGGCACUGAAGAAUUAUAGGAUGAAAUAUAGGAAGGAGGAGGCGCCGAAGCAGGAAAUCCUCGAACAGGUGUAUGAUCUUGUCGGCGGGCGUCUUGCGUUUCUGAAUAAGGUUGCCAGGGAGCGCGAUAUGAUUGCAAAGUGCAGAGAAAUCUGCCAGGACGAGAAAACGUGGCUGUUGAACAAGUGUGGUCUGCUUGGAAUGGACAUGGACGAUGAUGUGAUGGACCAGCAGAAGUUUGCGUCCUCGGCCAUGGUGCUUGUGAAGCAUCUGGUGGAGAAGGAGAAGGAGGACGCGAAGAAGGCGGAGAACGCUGGACAUGAUCAUGGAGUACAUGGGCAUAAGCUGCCGGAGUUGGAGCUGUACAAGGCCAGGCAGGUCAUGACAAGGGCCGAGUUUAUCGAAGAGUUUGACCACAUCAACAUCUUCACCAUCGACUGCGACAGCAAGGUUAGGGCCGACAGCGUGCCCAUGAUGAAUGCGUUUAGAGAGGUGGUGGCCGAAGAGGGAUUUGCAGAGUACUUGGAAGAUACGCUGCAGAGAAUCAGUGAUAUCGAGAGUUUGGGCAGAACGAGGGAGAUCACAAUAAAGGAUCUUUGGCAUGGCGGGAAGUACAAUAUGACGGUUAAGAACCACAAGGGCCAAACUGAAAAGACCAUUUCCUGGGACGUGACACCCGGCGACAGAGACGCGGAAAAAUCUGAUGAUUAG
Messenger RNA from Morchella sextelata, 1836 nucleotides. RefSeq lists its product as uncharacterized. The record is from RefSeq and is a predicted model, not a curated record. NCBI's taxonomy places the organism in Eukaryota, Fungi, Ascomycota, Pezizomycetes, Pezizales, Morchellaceae. The transcript has 5 exons. Bases 1 to 1836 code for a protein of 611 amino acids.